Carassius gibelio (silver crucian carp) is the source of this 551-nucleotide messenger RNA. RefSeq names its product high affinity immunoglobulin epsilon receptor subunit gamma. Gene Ontology annotation, cellular component: Fc-epsilon receptor I complex. The transcript is spliced from 6 exons. NCBI's taxonomy places the organism in Eukaryota, Metazoa, Chordata, Actinopteri, Cypriniformes, Cyprinidae. The record is from RefSeq and is a predicted model, not a curated record. Gene Ontology annotation, biological process: cell surface receptor signaling pathway. Gene Ontology annotation, molecular function: IgE receptor activity. Bases 1 to 285 code for a protein of 94 amino acids.
AUGAGAUACCGAAAGAUACGGUCGCUGGACAUCUGUCUGAUUCUCCUGCUCAACGCUGGACAAGUUGCUGCGCAGAUGGAGCCAGCAGUGUGUUACGUUCUGGAUGGGAUUCUGUUUAUUUACGGCGUUGUGUUGACUGUCCUUUACUGCAGAUUAAAGAUGCGUUCCUCUGGAGAUAAAGCUUUCUCAGAGAAGCGAGAAGGGGACAUUUAUGAGGAUCUGGGACGGCAAGAUGUGGACACCUACGACACUCUCCAUCCGGAGAAGAAAAAGCCGCUGGCCUGAGAAACUCUCAAACUGCGUGCCUCUUUCAGUGCUCAUGCCCUAAAAACUGUACUUUUGCUUUGUUUACAAGUAAGCAAACUACACUCAAAAAAAUGCUGGAAACAACCCAUCAUUUUUUAAAGUGUAGCAGAGCUUUGUUGAUCAUGACAUUCUGCUCUAUUAUCAUUGUUUUCAUGUGGCUUUGAGACAAAUGUCACAGUUGAUGUAUAAAAAACAAGUGUAAGGCUCUCAAUUUCGACAUAAUAAAACUAUAUAUUUAACUUGGA